CCUUGAACCAUUUGAAGUUUUUCAAAAGAUUAAAGAUUAAUAAUCUAGAAAUGGGUUAUCCUCAAGCUCCUCCAAACUCUCCUCACUUGUAUCCUCAAACAAUUCAACUUAAACUAUACCAGGCCUUUAUAUUCUCAAUCCCAAUACUCUUCUCCAUAAUUCUCUUACUCUUGUUUUACUUGUUCUACCUCAAGAGGAGGGCUUCCCCUGGUUCCUCCCAACCAACACUUCCAAGGACCACCUUAGAUCAUGCUCUCUUUCCUUCUUUAAGUGAGAUGGGUUUGAAGGGAAACCUUAAAGACAAUCUUCCAAUAAUCUUGGUUGAUGAAGAUUUAACUUCAAGGGAUUCAACGUGUUGUGUUUGUUUGGGAGAAUUUGAGAUCAAGGAGGAGGUGCACCAAAUUCCAACAUGCAAACACGUGUUUCACAUUGAUUGUAUAGGUUAUUGGCUCCACUCGAACCGCACCUGUCCACUAUGUAGAUGUAUCAUCAUCACCACCAUUAUCACCACAACCAAACAGGACCAUUCACAGCCACCUGUUGGACCCAAUCUAGCUAGCCAAGAUAACCAAAACUUCAACAAUAAUCCACAGAUGGUUCAUGAUCUAGAGCAACAAGAACAACUCGUUAUGGCUAACAACAAUUUAGGAGAACAUCACAUGCUAGUGAUGGAAAGGAUCAUCUAG
Camellia sinensis is the source of this 686-nucleotide messenger RNA. Lineage: Eukaryota; Viridiplantae; Streptophyta; Magnoliopsida; Ericales; Theaceae. The record is from RefSeq and is a predicted model, not a curated record.